GCUGUGCUGUCAGUAGCUGGAAGCUACCUCUGACAGUCCCCAGAAGAGACUUUGGAGCAGGACAGACUAGAAUGGAAUUCAGUUCAGUUCAACAAACAUUAAAUACCUUUAAAUUCUAGGCUGUGUGCUAAGUGGUGGUGGGGAAUAGGACAAAAAACAACCAAGCCUUGCCUUCAAGUCGGCCAUGCCUUCCUGGGGACGCACAGAUAAGUAAAUACAAAAUAAUUUCAGGAGGGAGACUGCACCUAACAAUUGGGAGUCAGGAAAGGCCUUGUGUGAGCUGUACCUUGAAGCUAGAGCUUCUCUGAAGCAACGAUGAGGACAUGGUGCAUUUCCAACAUCUGGGACUUACUGGGCAAGUGCUCAGAGAUGGGGGGGGAACAGCUAGCAGCCUGGUUUGGGGUAACAUGACAUGACAUGAUUGGAAAGGUAAGUGAGAGCUGUACUGUGGAGGUCUUUUAAAAAGCCAAAAUGAAGAUUAUAUGGUUUAUCCUAGAGGUGAUAGAGGCCUCAACAUAGGCCAGUUUGUGUUUUAGGGAUAUUAGUUUGGCAGCAGUGUGGAGAAUGUACUAGAGAGAGUGAAGUCUUGGAGCAGAGAGAUCGGUUGGAAUGCCCUAGAAAAGGAGACGUGAGAAUGGGGGAGAAGGGGUCGGGGAGAGCUGGACGCGUUUUGGGGCAGGGCUGGAAGGGCUGGAAGAGACUGCAGUCGAGGCUCAAGAGCUACAAGUGGAGGGGUUUGUUUUGACAAACCGAAGAGCCAUGUCUCCAGCUAGCAAAGGAGAGCAUGGCGGGUGUUGAAUUUUGAGAUGGAGUCAAAGGAGAAGAGGGCGUACUUAAUUUGUUAGCAAAGUAGAAGAGGAGCACUCCUCCGAGGCGGGGGAAGAGGGAACGGAGGAGAGAAUGCGGCCGGAAGCACGUUCCUGCUAGGAAAGAGUUUUCCGGUUGCUUGAGGGAGUCUCCAAGGCAACCUUUUUUUCGGUCAAUCUCAGCUUGGUCCCUCGCGCGAAGCCUGUUGGGGGAUGUAGUCCUUGCUGCAAAGGCCACAAUGCUCCGCGGUGGAUGCGGCGGGGCUUCGGUCAGGAGGAUCUGAGCACUACCCGGUGCCUGAGCAAGCCCAGGGCUUCGGCUCCCGCAGCCCUCGGAGGGUUCGCUCUUCAUGGGGCUGGAACGGUGGCGGUGGCGGUGGCUCGGGAUGCGGUUCCUGUUCCUGGUGCUGGUAGCCUUCGCUUUCCUCGAGAGUGGGACCCCUGCCAGCGGGGGCUGGGAGCUGAGUGGACACCCGGCCCUAGAAGAAGAGGAGCAGUGUACUGUAGACCGAAGAGCAAACCUGACUUACGCGGAGUUCAUUCACCAAUACGCCUUUUCUAAACCUGUCAUUCUACAAAGACUCACCAACAACUCACUAUUCCAGGAUCUGUGCUCCAAAGAGAAGCUACUGGCAGAAUUUGGGGACUUCAGGAUUCGGCUGAGUACAGCUAACACAUUUUCUUAUCAGAAAGUAGACCUCUCUUUCCACGACUAUGUUGAACAGCUGCUACAGCCUCAAGACCCAAACUCUCUAGGGAAUGACACACUCUAUUUCUUUGGGGACAAUAACUUCACUGAGUGGGGUGGACUAUUCCAACACUACUCCCCACCUCCCUUUCGUCUCUUGGGCACUACUGCAGCCUACAGCUUUGGAAUUGCAGGUGCUGGCUCUGGAGUACCCUUCCACUGGCACGGGCCAGGCUAUUCUGAGGUGAUCUUUGGACGAAAGCGCUGGUUCCUGUAUCCUCCAGAGAAGACGCCUGAUUUUCAUCCCAACAAAACAACUUUGGCCUGGCUACGGGACACAUACCCAGCGCUCCCAAUCACUGAACGGCCCCUACAGUGUACUGUCCAGGCUGGUGAGGUGCUGUACUUCCCUGACCGUUGGUGGCAUGCCACCCUGAACCUGGACACCAGUGUCUUCAUUUCCACAUUUCUGGGCUAGAGGCAAAAGCAUCCUGCAGGGUGAGGCCAACUUGUUGCCACCCUCUGACUCCGAGUGCUGUUAAUUUAUUGCCACAAUUUCCCUACAAUGAAGUAAAGAUGCUGGCUCUGCUGC
Molecule: messenger RNA, 2086 nt
Organism: Vombatus ursinus (common wombat)
Lineage: Eukaryota; Metazoa; Chordata; Mammalia; Diprotodontia; Vombatidae
Gene: JMJD8
Product: jumonji domain containing 8
Exons: 9
Coding region: 1157-1972 (271 amino acids)
Cellular component (GO): cytoplasm
Source: RefSeq, a predicted model, not a curated record